GGCACCUCCUUCAGUCCCUGGGUGCUCGCUGGCGGGGGAGGCUGGGACCGUUAGCUCGCCAGGCUGGCAGGCUCUGGGCCGCGACUCCACUGGCGGUCGGGAUGGAGACCUUGCGAGCGCAGCGGCUGCAGCCUGGAGUGGGCACCAGCGGGAGGGGCACUCUGCGAGCGCUUCGGCCCGGAGUGACUGGGGCCGCUGCCGCCACCGCCACACCCCAGGCGGGCCCCCCGCCGGCCCCGCCGCCCCCCGCACCGCCCCCGCCGCCUCUGCUCCUGUCCGGGGCCGCCGGGCUGCCGCUGCCCCCCGGCGCCGCCGGCAGCCCCGCAGUGCUGCGGGAGGCCGUGGAGGCCGUGGUGAGGAGCUUCGCCAAACACACGCAGGGCUAUGGCCGAGUGAAUGUGGUGGAGGCACUUCAGGAAUUCUGGCAGAUGAAACAGUCCCGUGGGGCUGACUUGAAGAAUGGGGCUCUAGUGGUUUAUGAGAUGGUUCCCUCCAACAGUCCUCCCUAUGUCUGCUAUGUCACCCUGCCUGGGGGAAGUUGCUUUGGGAGUUUCCAGUUUUGCCCCACAAAAGCUGAAGCCCGGCGGAGUGCUGCAAAGAUUGCGCUGAUGAACUCUGUGUUUAAUGAACAUCCUUCCCGAAGAAUCACUGAUGAGUUCAUUGAGAAGAGUGUCUCUGAGGCCCUGGCAUCUUUCAAUGGCAACAGGGAGGAAGCUGACAACCCAAAUACAGGGAUUGGUGCCUUCCGAUUCAUGUUGGAAUCCAACAAGGGCAAGUCAAUGUUGGAGUUCCAGGAGCUAAUGACAGUUUUUCAACUGCUGCACUGGAAUGGCAGCCUUAAGGCCAUGAGAGAAAGACAGUGCUCUCGGCAGGAAGUGUUGGCUCAUUAUUCACACCGGGCCCUAGAUGAUGAUAUUCGCCACCAAAUGGCAUUGGACUGGGUGAGCCGGGAGCAGAGUGUGCCGGGAGCGCUGUCUAGAGAGCUGGCCUCUACUGAGCGGGAGCUGGAUGAAGCCCGGCUGGCAGGCAAGGAGCUGCGCUUCCACAAGGAGAAGAAAGAUAUUCUCAUGCUGGCUGCUGGGCAGUUGGGCAACAUGCAUUCUUCCAAUUGCUAGGCAUCUACCCACAUACUCUCCAGGCCCAUUUUUUAUAUGUCCUUUCUAAGACUUAGUGUGAUUUCUGUACAUACUUUCUCAAUUUUAUACUUUAAAAUACAAAUAUAUACAUACAUAUAUAUAUAUAUAUAUAUAUGUAUGUAUAAAUUCUACACCUGGAUUCCUAUUUGCUGAGAGAUCCCUUUUCUUACUUGUAGUUUUUGGAUGUAGUUGCUUUUAAAACAUCUCCACACCACUUUACAAGAAGAGCAGGCUGUCUUUGGAGCUUUGUUAGCUCUUACACUCCAGUAACUCUGGGUAGUCAUUUCAAUAGCACAAAAUGAUUGACUAAUUGUUCAUGUCUCCUUCUUUUAAAAUAACAGGGAGCUUGAAUAAGGACUGUGUGCCCCACCCUCACCCUCAUUCCUGCUUUCUCUUGGACCCAACAGGACAUGAAAAUGAAGACUUCGGCUUUGGUUUAUCUUGAGCUGGGGCUACUUGGUACCAAGUUGUUCCUCCAGUAACUAGAUAUUUCCUAACCUACACCACCCCCUCCACACCACUACCUGACUCCUCCUCUGCCUCCAAAUGGUACUUCAUUUUUGGGGCUUCCUUACUUUAUUAUUUGGAAGGAAGUGGAGAUCUGGUUUCUUAUUUUUAAAAUCAUUGCUGAGAAACUGCCCCAGAAACAAGAGAGGGAGUAUAAACACAAUCUGUAGGGGUUUAUCACCUAUGUUGCUUCUGGGGAAUGCAUACCAUACCAUACCAGUAGUCCAGAUUUCCAGAUGUACUCUACUCUACUGAAGGGGUCAGGGUUGAAGUUGCUUACCUUUCAGUAUUCUUUUUGUACUCCUCCUCCUCUGCUCACCUAGCUUAGUUAAGCCCUGGCUAUAGAUCUUCCUGCCUGCAAAGAUUGGUAGAAGGUAAAGCAUAUUUCCCUCCUUUUUCUCCUCCCAUCGUUUUGCUCUUUGGAAACAUUAUCUGUCCAAUUUGGUGAGGGCUACGUUCCUCCUACUCCCACGAAGUGGCUGCUGUUUACGACCUUAGAUGUAUAUACCUUAGAUUCACAUUUGUUUUCCCUCUUUUAUUUCUUCUUCCUCCACAUUGAUUAUUAGAGCAUGAGUUGACCAGAAAAAUUAGAUGAGACUUUGGCAUUAUGGCACUUCCUAAUUGGAACCAUGAGAGACUGCAGGAGGGGAAAGAGAAUCAAUGAUCAGCUACUUGUGUUUUUAAUACUAUUCUCUUCCCCCACCUCUUUCCUGGGUAAAAUAGGAGAGAAAUGAUCUGGAGUACAGCUAAAGCAUUUCCCUUUGGGAGAAUUUUUUGUAGAUCUCUCUAAGAUAUAUUUUCUCCUUGUUUCUGUAAUCGCCUUUAUACUAUAUUAUAGCUCAGUGCACUUCCUAAACUGAGUUUGGGAAAUUUAAUGUUCCUGCAAUUACACUUUCCAUUUUACAAUUAUACACUUUGCUUUUAGAAAUGGGUUAGGAAACAGGCUACAGUUUGCUCUUUUGGAUCAGAUAGGGAAAAGAUGAAAGUCAGCUUUCUUGCUUUUGAAAUCAUCUUAGUGACCAGUACAUAUGGGAUCAGAGGCAAGGAAUCUAGCAACAAUUGUGUUAGUGCUUGAAAGGGAUUUCCUUGAAUUCUCCAAGUUCCAUCUCUGUAUUCCAUGAAGCACAUGUAGGGUUGGAGCAGAGGCUCCUACAUUAAAUAAUAGGUGUGUCUAUUCAAUUUUUAUUGAUAUUUAUAAUCCGGAUAUCAUAAACCCUCAUUUCUCCUUUGCUCUUUUCUCUGGGAAGUGUUAAGGGGUGUUGAGUUACGGGGAGAACUUGUCUUUGCACCUCCUGGAUUAUUUUUCUCAAAUACCAACGAGUAAGAUCCCAAAGAACUUGAGAAAAAUUGUUCCCUGAUCUGUCCACUGUUGGUGUUAAAGUUUUACUUACCUUUUAGUACUUUCUAUGUAUUUUAUAUGUAUAAUUUUAUACCAUUAAAAAUAGAUUUUUGUCUAGUGA
Balaenoptera ricei (Rice's whale) is the source of this 3103-nucleotide messenger RNA. It is a transcript of the gene LIX1L, whose product is annotated as limb and CNS expressed 1 like. Lineage: Eukaryota; Metazoa; Chordata; Mammalia; Artiodactyla; Balaenopteridae. The transcript has 6 exons. Gene Ontology annotation, biological process: autophagosome maturation. Bases 102 to 1115 code for a protein of 337 amino acids. The record is from RefSeq and is a predicted model, not a curated record. Gene Ontology annotation, cellular component: cytoplasm.